UGGGUUUUCUGCUCCGGUGGUCCGGUUCUGCUGGUGAAAAUCCUCCAUGAUCCAGGUUGUACCGAGGCGUGCAGACAUGACAGCGCUGGUCCCUCCUUCUGCUUCUCCACGCACCAAGAGGCAUGCAUCUCCUUCAAAAUCACCAUCCAGUCCUACAGAGCUGUCCCAGGUGCUGCAGGACAAGGAGCGCCGUGUGCAGCAGCAGCUGGAGCGCUGCGCCGAGGAGCGAGGAAGGAAGAUGGACGAGCAGAGGAGGAAGGAGCAGCGGCGCCGGGCCGCAGCAGAGGAGAAGAGACAGCAGCAGCAGGAGGCAGAAAAGGAGAGGCUGGAGGCCCUGGUGCGCCGGAGAGUCGGGGGUUCUGAAAGAAGAGGAGGUGCAGGGGAGGCCCACCUGGACAACAGGCCCAAACGAUGGACCUGGGAAGGACCGCCUGACGGAGCAGAGGGUAACCCUAAGACCCCGCCCCGCCAUGCCAUUGGCUCCACUCAGCCCAAUGAGCUUCCUGCUGCUUCCAGUGCCAGCCAAUCCCGUAACGUAGUUGACUUCCUGUCUCCUCCGACGAUGGAUGAGCCAGACAACAAACAGCUUUCCAACUCUUCUGCGUCCCUCAGCUCACCGGAAAGAGUGUCGUUUGUGUCCCAUCGAACAGCUUCCCCCAGCAACCACAGACCCAUCAGGAGUUCCUCCAACCGCAGGAGCGUCACUGGACUCCCCGAGGAGACGUCCAGGGCCAAAACCCCCACGGGGGAGACUUCGAACAUGCCAGUCCGCAGUUCUUCCUUCAGAGCCAACAGUAAAGGCCAAGUCAUGCCCAAACGGGUGAAGUCCAACAGGAGCCGCGCUCAGUCCCCCUGCUCCCCCGGACAGUACCCGCCCUCCCCACUCCGACAGAGAGCCGGCACCCCCGGCACCGACGACAGGGGCCACGCCGAGGUCAAAGGUCAGGGCACCCUGGAGAGGAAAUCAGCCAAAUCUGAGACCUCCGAGAGCAAGAAGAUCCCCAAAUCCACCAGCAGAGAGCUGAAUGCAGAGUCUCCGAGCACGCCCACGGGCCGGAGCGUCGGAGGGACGACAGAUGCUGAGGAGGCGUCCAGGCUGCUGGCAGAACGGCGCCGUCUGGCCCGGAUCCAGAAGGAGCAGGAGGAGAAACAACGGCAGGAGGAGGAGAGGCUGAGGCUGGAAGAGGAGCAGAGGAGGCAGCAGGAGGAGAAGGAGCGUCAGGAACGAGCGGCGCGACAUGCCGAGGAGGAGCGAGCCAGGAAGGAGGAGGAGAGGAGGAUCAUGGAGGAGGAGGAGAGACGAAAGAAGGAGCAGAGACUGAAGAACAUGCAGGACCAGCUGGACAGAGACAGGGAGGAGGCCUUCCUGAGGGCCCAGAAGGAGGCGGACAGGAAGAGACAGGAGAGGGAGCUGCUGCACAUCCAGGAGGAGCAGGAGAGGCAGCAGAGGAAGAAGAGGAUUGAGGAGAUCAUGAAGAGAACGAGGAAGAGCGACGUGGAGCCUCCAUCGGCUGCCUCGGUGUCUGAGGGGAAAAGUGAAGCGGCCGUCACCUCGGAGGAGGACGCACCGACUCCUGCCGAAGCCCCCGUCAUCAUGCUGGGGCCCCUGGAGAACAAGAGCUGCGUGGACGAGCUGUCCGAUGGAGUCCAGUCCAUGGACGUCAGUCCGGUGUCCCGGGACGAGCAGGCGAGCGCUCAGGAGUUCUCGCCGGUCACCGAGGGACCUGACGGUUGUCCCCUGGAGCACCUGAUGGACCUGGACGCUCCGGGACGAGGACAGUGGCGGGGAGCGGAGACGCCCCCUUACCCCAAGCUGCAGGCCGGCAGCGGCGUCGGAGACCUGAACAAGAACCUGCUGAUCCAAGCGUACAGCGCCGCCUCCGAGUCCUCCCAGCUCAUCGCCAGCGUCGGGCCGAGCAAACUGGACGUCCAGUAGUCAGGAGCUGGAACGAAUAAAAAGCAAAACCAAGAAAUUCAUCUACAAGAACCAUCAGAUCCCAAAGAAACGACUCAACACCUGAUCGCUCACCUGAACCACCAAACCACCAAACCGCACCCACUCAUCACCGUUUGGAUCUUUUCAGGCAGUGCAGACGGACAAGUCACGCUUUCACGGCGGUGUGUCGGAGACAAAACGGCUCAGGUUCACUUCACUUAAAGGCUGUUCACACAGAGAGAAAUCUGAUUUGAAUAAUCCAGAACAAGAAGCUCUCUCUGAGGGUUUUAACCAAACGUUGGGACGUUUCCUCAAAGACGAAAGUUGAAACAAAGAGAGGAACGAGAUCUUUUAGUGACGUUUGAACCGUUCUUUUUCCUGACGUCAGUCAUUAUUCAGGUUUGAUUAUCCGCAACAACCAGAAUUACACUCACACUAAGAUUUUUUUCAUCUGGACCUCAGACUUUUUGUCUCCAUCAAGCUUCAGAAGCUCAUCAGAAACCAGUUCUGAGUGUGCUGGACCCAACUGUGUCCAAGUUUGAACCAUCCAGCUCCAAGUUCUGCAGCCUUCACAACCCAAAUAUACAUUUCUGUCCCUUCACUCACCAAUGAGUAAAUAAAUACAUAAAUACAUAGAUGUGUCCCUUUCCAACCAGUGGUGGUGCUGCUAGAAGCUCAAAGAACAAAAGAACUCUUUAAACAUUAAAUAAAUACAAUUUUUUUGUUGUUUUUUUUACUUCUAAAUCUACAAAUCUAUAGUAAAGUCACUUUGUUUUGUAUUUUUGCCUGUUAGGACAAAAAAAAAAGAUCAUAACGAUACAAAAAGGGAUAGAAAUAUUAAACCUAUGUAAAAAAACAUUAUUAACACUUAUCUUACUUCGACUAAAUUAAACAUAGAGUUGGAGUAAAUAUAUAAAAUUAGGCCAGUCUGGUGUGUUUUACCUUUAUUUAUUCUAACUUAUUUUAGAGAGAGGUCACCUCGUGUGGCUGGAAGUUAUAUUCGUGAAGCGGCUAACAAACUCCGAGCAUGAUCUGAUCCUUGUUUGAUCAGCAUCAGCCACGCAUUAGCAAAUAAAUCAGACACAAACUGCUGGAAUCAGCCCUUUCUCAUUCUAUCCUGGGAAAAGAACGGCUCAAAACAAUCUUUAAAUCCACUAAAUUAACAAGCCGAGUGGAUGAAAACCUCGCAUCACAUCCUGGACUGCAUCCACGAAUCUGAACGUUUCCCGUGUCGGGCCCGUCUGCACUGCCUCGAGACGCCCGCUUUCACCUGUAACCCCCGCCGCUUGAAAACUUCUGUAAAUAGACGAAUCGACGACGUCGUUGGAACAGGAAGCAGCUCUGCGGCAGGAAAACUGAAGGAGGGUUGUUAAAAAAAACAAAAACAAAAAAAACGAGGCCGUUUGUGUAAAAACUGUAGCAAACUCUACGAGGACUAGCUAGCUGUGGUUGUAGCUGUGUAGUUCAAGGGUAUGUGGGAGUUCUUCUCUUUCCGUCGGUGUUUCUCGUGUUUAUCCCAACACCGACCUUCUCUACUGCUGGCAGCCACUUCCACUCGAUUUCACGCCUUCCCCAUGGGAGAACUCAGAAGUCUCACUUUACUCCCGCUGUCAACAUGUAACCUUUAGCUUGGGUUUCUCUCCUGCUCGUCACCUCACCGGAACGUUUUUGGACCUGCAGAGGGAACAAAAAAUCCUUAUUUUUUAUCAGCAGGUCGACGAUUUCCCGACGUGUAUUUGUCGGUUUCCGACUGCAGUUUAUCGAGCGCACCUAAAGUAGUUCAAUGUGUCACUGCUUUGAAGACGCUAGACUAGAAUCUACUUCACCGAGUCACAACAGAACACCUCUGAGGCCUUGAAACCUCUGCUUCACCACGACUGACCAAGGGCCACCUUUUCACUUGAAGGAGCCACGAAAACAGUUACAUUUUAGAUGUUUUUUUUUUUCUUGGCUUCUUUCUUUUUUUUUUCACGACUCUGUGAAAACGUAGGAACAACGAGCAUUAAAUCAAUUCUCAACAUCCAGUUAAGACUUCAGACAACCGAAAUAACAAAAACUGUUGUCCAAUCCGAGUCGUUUCCAACUGAUGGUAAAAAUCGACAUGGAAAAUGUUUUGGAAUCUAAAAAUGUAAGGCGACAGUCUUACUGUUGCAAAGAUUUAAAUGCAAACCUUUUUGCCGCCACGC
Nematolebias whitei (Rio pearlfish) is the source of this 4122-nucleotide messenger RNA. It is a transcript of the gene map7d2b, whose product is annotated as MAP7 domain containing 2b. Gene Ontology annotation, biological process: microtubule cytoskeleton organization. NCBI's taxonomy places the organism in Eukaryota, Metazoa, Chordata, Actinopteri, Cyprinodontiformes, Rivulidae. Gene Ontology annotation, cellular component: microtubule cytoskeleton. The transcript has 16 exons. The coding region runs from base 47 to 1936 and encodes 629 amino acids. The record is from RefSeq and is a predicted model, not a curated record.